UUCUAUCAUCGUAGAUGGAGUUACUGUUGUGAAAAGAAGUCGUAUCAGUAUCAUGGUGGUUGGCUAGCUUCCUUUCUGUAAUCGUUUUUGUAAGAUUAGCAUCAUGCCGCCUAAAAAGGAUACCAAAAGCUCUUCUAAGCAGCCUCAAAAAACCCAGAAAAAAAAAGAGGGUGGAUCUGGUGGAAAAGCCAAGAAGAAGAAGUGGUCCAAAGGAAAAGUACGUGACAAGUUAAACAAUCAAGUUUUAUUUGAUAAACAAACUUAUGAAAAAUUGUUGAAAGAAGUCCCACAAUACAAAUUGAUUACACCUUCCAUUGUCAGUGAAAGAUUAAAGAUCAGAGGAUCUCUUGCUCGACGGGCAUUGAUAGAGCUUCAGCAGAAAGGGCUGAUCAAGCAAGUUGUUCAGCAUCAUGCACAAUUAAUCUAUACAAGAACUACUAAGGGAGAUGAUCCAGCAGUUUGAAUUGUAAAUUCAUUUUAAUAAAAAUUUUAUAAAACCAUAAAAA
Messenger RNA from Pseudomyrmex gracilis, 506 nucleotides. It is a transcript of the gene RpS25, whose product is annotated as 40S ribosomal protein S25. Lineage: Eukaryota; Metazoa; Arthropoda; Insecta; Hymenoptera; Formicidae. The transcript has 3 exons. Gene Ontology annotation, molecular function: structural constituent of ribosome. The record is from RefSeq and is a predicted model, not a curated record. Gene Ontology annotation, cellular component: cytosolic small ribosomal subunit. The coding region runs from base 104 to 463 and encodes 119 amino acids.